AUGAUGAUGCUGCAUUGCACUCGGCUUCUUGCCAAGAAACGGGUACCACCUCUGGGCUACAGUCGUAGAGACUUUUCAAAGAAGUUGCAUUCACCGCGGGCGUCAAAACCGUGGCGCGAUCGGCACGUUGUAUCUAGCGGGCAGAUUGAGGUCUCGACAAAUACCGAGCAUGAUACACAUGCGGAUCUCUCACCACGUCCUCCUCUUGGCAUUUAUGACGCAAGGAUCAGUUCUGUCGAGGACACCACAAUGGCAGCUACCCCGCAUGCGGUGCUGCCAGAAGCUUCGGAUGAUACAACUACUCUUCAUAGCAUGCUACGUGUCAAUCAUGAAAGAAAUUCGAGUAUUGCAGCGACAUCAUCUUCAGCAGGUUCGCUAGCGACGAUUCCAUUCGGGAAAGGCCUAGAGCUGAAGGUCGAUAACGUGAAGAAUUACGACGAAGGUCCGAUUCCCCUGCACCUGCAGCAGUUCCGUCGGUCUCGACGUGAGGUGGCGGAGUCUAUUCUUCUUCCUCGUCACAUCAACCGUCUGUUCCACAAAAUUAUGGGUUGGACGGAAGACGCUGUGGAAGUGGAGUCGGAGUUGGCGACAGUUGGCACCGGCACCGACGGCACCGCGAAAGCGGAUCAACUACAACCACAGAGGAAGAAGGACGCGCCGCUUUUGCGUAAAAAGUAUGCAGAACUUACCGAUAAAAUGAAAUACGGUGUGCUUCUGGAGAGUUACGAAAAGGACAAAUUUGCUAUUGAGCACCAAUUAGAGAUUGCUGGUGAACGGUUUGAGCGGAAAUUCCUUGAAUGGGAGGGAAUGCACGUGCUGGACCAGGAUUCCGCGGUUGCCAUGCAAGGAGUGCUGGAGAACAAGAGCUCCAUCGUCAUGGAUCUACCAUCCUCCUUUCACAUACCCGUCGUAAACCGCGAUUGCUGCAAAGGCUGUGGGGCACUCUUGCAGGACAAGGACGAGAAUGCAUUCGGGUAUGUGCGUCGAGGGGAUGUUGAAAGGUAUAUCAUGGACCGACAAGCCAAAAUGAAGGCUCGAGCAGAGUACGCGGAUCGGAUGUCAGAGCUGCAGGCUCACUGGAAAAAGCAUGGUCGCUGCGUCGGGGAAGAGUGGCUGGACUUUAUGACACAGGAGGAAUUUGAUGCCUUUUACAAGGAUCAAAGCAAACCCUUUGUUUGCCAUCGCUGUCACGCGUUGGAGAACCUCGGCGUCGAGGGUCGGCGUCGGAUUUGGUCGGCCCCAGAUUUCACAGAGAAGUUGCGGGCCCUGCGGGAAAGGAAGUGUGUGGUGGUGCUCGUUGUCGACAUCACUGACUUUCCUGGAUCAAUGGUGUAUGACCUUCCAGGUCUUAUUUCGAUGAACAACGAGGUUAUUAUUGCCGUAAAUAAAAUGGAUUGCAUUCGGAAUCGCUCCUUUAACUAUACGAACAAAGAUAGGGCAAUUGCCGCUCGACUAGUAACGGAACGGUAUGUACGUCGAUGGGUAACGAGCAUAGCUAUACAGUUUGGUCUGCCGCGCCAUCAGAUAAAAGAUGUUAUUCCCAUCUCUGCGAAACGCGGGUGGAAUGUUGAGGCACUUAUUGCAGCCGUGGAAGAGGCGUCAAAUCUGAAUCUGACGCGUCCGAUAAAGCCCAUGCCAACCUAUUUUGUGGGUGUAGCGAAUGUUGGUAAGUCUUCUGUCAUCAAUGCCAUCGCCCACAAGUUGUACAUCCCAGUUCCACCGCACCCGGAAAGUCGUAAAGUUUACUACACAAAAAAAGCCAAAGAUGGAACGGAAGCAGUUUUUUGGCGCUGGUAUACCCCCCCUAAUGUGAAUCAGGCGGAGAUGCUUGACAUUCCAUCACGCCAUGACAAAAAGGCAUCAAAGCUACUGACUGUGUCUUCCCUUCCAGGAACGACGGUGGAGGCAAAUGCAGUCCGUAUUUCGUUAACGAAAGGCGCACCAGGUGACACAGCGUACCUCUUUGAUACACCCGGACUUCUUCCUCACUGGCAUCAUUCUUCCCCUCUGACUUUGCUGCAGAUGCGCCGCACACUCAUUCGAAAGUAUCGAAAUCCACACUGUUUUAUACUGAUGCCUGGAAACACUCUGUUUUUUGGUGGUUUGGCAGCCAUCGAUGUGGUUAAGGGGACAUCGCGUGGGAUGCUGUUUAUGGUGUACACCUCUCAGAAGGUUCGCAGCGCGAUUAUAAAUACUGAGCGCUCUGAUGAAUUUUGGCAAGACCAACUUGGAAAGGCGUUGGAUCCGCCUGGUUCGUUAGAACAACUUGGUGAUCUUCGGUUAACAGAAUCUAAAAGUUACCUUUUUGAGUGCUACCCUCGACACCGUCGCCGUCCGAAGGCAGACGUAUACGUUUGUGGUAUUGGAUGGACUUCUUUCUGUGUGAAUGAGGCAUGCGACGUAGUGCUUCGUGUGCGGACACUGCCUGGUGUUAUCCAUGGCGUGCGAGAGCCGCUACGCUACAAGGACCUAUUGGCGUUUCGUGGUUGGCCCAAGUUGAAGCGUCGCUUCACCACUGCUGGUCUCCCUAACGAGGAGGGAGAAUGGGAGCACUCCAUCGCCACUGUCGUUCGCCUCACAGCGGGCGGAUCCGAUGGUCAGGCAGAUGCGACGGACGCCAGAGAGGGCGGAGAGGCACCGGUAGCGAAAUUGGUACGCAAAGCGAUGCUUCCGCGACACGCUUCUGCGUCAUCGACGGCUUUUGACGCCGUGUUGGCGGAUCUCACCUUGGGUGGGAGUUUCGCACUUACGAACGGGGCGGACUCAGAGAAGUAA
Messenger RNA from Trypanosoma rangeli, 2775 nucleotides. RefSeq lists its product as uncharacterized. The record is from RefSeq and is a predicted model, not a curated record. The transcript has a single exon. NCBI's taxonomy places the organism in Eukaryota, Euglenozoa, Kinetoplastea, Trypanosomatida, Trypanosomatidae. Bases 1 to 2775 code for a protein of 924 amino acids. Gene Ontology annotation, cellular component: mitochondrion.